CUUCCAAAAGAUGUCGAACAAGAGGUUUUGAAAGCUGCUCGGAAAAGUCAAAACUGUACAGUCCGCGUGUUGGCGACAGCAAAAAAUAUCGUAGAGGGUUACUACACCAGCAAGGGCCUCACAUUCGGUACGAUAUCACACUUCGAUGGAAUGGAAAAUGGUGAGGUCAUAGCACACGUCGUCGAGGGAGAAAUCACACGAGUCCAAGCGGUCUUUGUAGACGAGAAUCUCCAGCCAAUGCCUGGCAACAAGGGAGUGACUCAUCCGCGUGUGAUUCAGAGGGAACAUAAUUUUAAAGUUGGAAAACUCUAUAACGUCGAAGACGCGAAGACGGCAUUGCGUGAUAUUUUCCUACUGCAGUUGUUUGACAACGUCCAAGUUGUACCGAGACCUGAUGAGCGCGAUCCAUCCAAAAUUGAAGUUGAUAUACUACUUCGCGAAAGACCAACGAAGACAGCGGAGACUGAACUUGAAUGGAGUAUCGCACCAGGUGAAAAUGGUCGUCCAGAUCUUGUUUCGGCGCGUCCAGGUGGUUCUGUGUUCUUUGAACACAGGAAUCUGGAUAGCUGGGGACGUCAACUUUUUGGGUCGAUUUCAACAGCCAACUUCCUUGAACCACAGGAAGAUCUGGGGUUCAAACUGGAGUACAACCACCCGUACUGCAAAGGCGACGCUGAUAGCGAUAAGACAUCUUUCAAAGCUGCGGCUUUCAAUUCGCGGAAACUGUCCCCGGUCUUCACCGGAGGGCCUCUGAUUCAAGAUGUUCCCGGCAUUUGGGUCGAUAGAGCAGGUAUCAAGGCGACGGUUUGCCAGAACUUUACAAAGCAGUCGAAGUGCUCACUUGGUAUGGUAUUAGAAGAAGUGACAACGCGUGAUGAUUCGGGAGCGGUAUGUGCGUCUGGCGCAAAACAACUCCCAAAUGGUUCUCUGUCGCUUGAUGGUCCUCGAACUACGUUAUCUGACACAGGUACAGAUCGAGUCAUGUUCCUUCAGGGUAAUGUCACCAGAGACACGACGACGUUUGUAAACGGUACGCAAGUCGGCGCCCGAGAUAUAUUUCAGAUCGAUCAGUCGAUUCCGUUUUGGCCAAAACGACCGAUAUUCAACCGUUCCAAAGUCGAAUUAACACGAUUUGUUCAGUUGCUGCCAGAAAACAAGAAAAAUUCUCUUCCUCCUCCUGUUGUUGUCUUGCACACUCGAGCAGGUCACAUUCUUGGGAAUUGCGCAGCUUACGAUGCUUUUGCUUUGGGUGGCCCGCACUCUUGUAGAGGAUACACCGUGGGUGAACUUGGCGCCGCACGCUCUCUUCUCGAGACUGCAGUUGAGAUACGCCUCCCUGUUCCUGUAUUGAAAACACACGGCUUCUUAUUUUGGGAGCAAUGCUCCGACUUAUCGUCAAGUUCAGCGUUAUCAGGUAACCCAACGGAGUUUUAUCGAAGAGCUGGUAAAGGAUCAACUCACGGUGUUGGUAUCAAACUGGGGCCGGUGCGAGCGGAGUGGUGCAUUGAUAACAACAGCGGCACGGCCUCCACAUAUGUUCGAUUCGGUGAGCGAUUUUAA
Molecule: messenger RNA, 1560 nt
Organism: Ostreococcus lucimarinus CCE9901
Lineage: Eukaryota; Viridiplantae; Chlorophyta; Mamiellophyceae; Mamiellales; Bathycoccaceae
Exons: 1
Biological process (GO): protein import into chloroplast stroma; chloroplast organization
Cellular component (GO): chloroplast outer membrane
Source: RefSeq, a predicted model, not a curated record